AUGAAAGCAAGGAGAAAAAUUCUACAGGACGCAUGUCCAAAAAACACCAAGUUAGCACUUGCCACAAACGCAAGCAGUAUUCUGGCUGGUCGUCCAUUUUUGUGGGUAGACGACAGACACAGUCUGAUAUACUGUGAAAUACCAAAAGUGGGCUGUACGAACUUUAAACGUUUGAUGUAUGGGCUCACGGCAAACGCAGAUAUUACAGAAUACAAAGACAUUGGGGCGUAUGAAGUGCACUAUAAAUAUCAGAAGUUUUUGGUGCCCCUGUCUGACUUUUCCGAAUUUGGAAUCAAGUUCCGUCUUGCAAACUAUCUGAAAGUUGUUCUUGUGAGGCAUCCCUUUGAAAGACUAGUGUCUGCUUACAGGAACAAAUUAGAGAAACUCAGCGCUUUUUCACGUCAAAUUGGGGCCUAUAUCAAACCUUUCAUGAGAUCCCCGGGGAUGAAGAGCGCGCCGCAAGAAGGGGACGGAAUUUCAUUUGCUGCGUUCGUCAAAUACAUUAAUGUCUAUUCUCAGCUUUCUACUAAACCGUUCAACCCGCACUGGAGAACUUAUAACGAGUUGUGUAAUCCAUGUGACGUCAAAUAUGACGUCAUUGUGCGAUACGAAACUAUCCAACAUGAUGUCAGCAUGUUGCUUAAACUGUUGCGCGUGGCUGAGAAGUUCAAGUACCCUGAUGGUGACAUGUCAUCUGUGUCGUCUGCAGGAGUUUGGAGGUCCUAUUUCGCCAACGUGCCCUCUUCAGAUCUCAACGAACUGAAGGGAAUUUACAAACUAGACGCUAAAUUGUUCAACUACACUUUCAAUUAAGAUCUAAUGCAGCUUACAAAUUUAAAAAAGAAGAGUUUAAAAAAAGGAAGUGAGAUCAGAUCGAUCUUUUUACUAGGCCUACUACAUACAGUAGAGCUUUUUCACCGCAUUCAAACCUAUACAUUAUUUAUGUCUCCUCAUUAACCCAACCCGACUGCCAGUUUUACACGUCCCUUCAAACAGUCAAAAGGUGCUUACGUUUCCUGUAAGCUAACCAUAAUGUAAAACCUUUUGUGAUCUUAUGCCGUCACCGAUUAUAUAGCAGAAAUGACAAGAGGAAAGUUCAAAUAUUCAGAGCAUCUGUCUGGUAGGCCUAUGUGUAUAAAAAUCGCAUCGGUUGUUUAACCUUAGAGUUUAAAAUCCUGCGGGUGUGCGCAGGAGAAUGCAUCCACUUUCGUCGCUAUUUAGAUUCUCUAGAAUACCUGGCGACCAAUAUUUGCACCCUC
This is a messenger RNA of Lingula anatina, 1259 nucleotides long. Its product is annotated as carbohydrate sulfotransferase 11-like. Gene Ontology annotation, biological process: carbohydrate biosynthetic process. Gene Ontology annotation, cellular component: membrane. Gene Ontology annotation, molecular function: sulfotransferase activity. NCBI's taxonomy places the organism in Eukaryota, Metazoa, Brachiopoda, Lingulata, Lingulida, Lingulidae. The record is from RefSeq and is a predicted model, not a curated record.